GUUCAGAGAGUAGCGCGGGACAAAUGUAUCACGGGCAUGUACAUGUGGAGAUAUUUUUGUCAUUUGUAAACACAAAAACACAAAUGAGGAACGGAUAAAUAUCUCAGCGCCUGGUCCAAGUCACGAUUUACAUUUCUGUUCGGGAAAAGCCGAAACUAACAGCAUUUUACGCGCCGCUGCCACCACCGAAUGUUUGGCGACACGAACGAAUUUUCAAGACCACCAAGAAUCGCGUGGGACGAGGAAUUCGACACGGCGAUCAUUUGUGCGUGGGAAAUGUUGGUGAAUGAUGGCUGUUUCCCAUGGCGCUGGGAGAUUUUGGUAUGAUAAAUGUUGUUUUUAGGACUCGGUAAGUAUUGUGUUCUAAAAACGAGAUGACAAUGAGUUGUUAAAUUUCCUGCUUACCUGAAUAAACUCGCACGCUCGGUCACAAUAAAAAUUUGCAAGUGGAUUGUUCUCUUCCGAGCGAUAACUAGAUUGCAUUAGAUUUGUUUUUCGAUUCUUUAAUUCCUAUGGGCUUGAACACACGAGCAUAAACUUUUUUUGUUUCGGUAUCAAGAUCGGAACUUUGUGGUUUUAGGUCAAGCGUUAUAUUUUUUCAGUAAUUCGAAGUCGUGCCAGUUUCCACCGUUAAUACUUUUCGUUAGCCUUUCACCGACUGUUUAACCCAAUUAAUAUUUCUUGUUUUGAUACCUUUGAAUUCAAAACGAAAAAAACGCGAGUAAAGCUGGUUUUAAAUUUUCCAAUACAUAAUCUGAGUUGGAGAUUUAACAUUGCAAAUGGUGCAAAAAAUUCUAAAUGAGAAUGUAAAAAAUUCACAGACCAUGAGAUGCGUGGGCUGAGCUCAUAUUCGUUGAUAAUUUACAAGUUACGUGUCUUUUAUAGUUUAAAUUAUGAUGAUGUGUCGGAUCGGAAAUGGUUUAUUUGUAAAUGACAGAGAGUCUGGCUUGCAAAUUUGCAUUAUAUAUAUAAUUUUAAGUGUUUAAAAUUCCGGGCCUAUCACACUUUUGAGUCAUUAUGUAUUUUAUCAUUGUAUAAGUAAAAAAGGGAACAAUUAAUGCAUCAUGAAAAAGUUUAGAUCAGGGAUGUAGUUAUGGAAAUGCUAAGCAAGCCUAUUUAUCUGUCAAACCGGCUAUUCUACUCAACUCCAUCUUUGAAAUUACCCCACAAUUUUUUUCCAGAGCUGUUAAAUUUGAGCUUUCUUUCAGGCAGCGACACCAGCCCGCGAAAUCACCCAGCAGCCAGCUUUUAGUAGCCUGCUCGAAACUUUCAGGUGGUAAAACAGGCUUGCUUUUAGCUACAUCCUUCAAAAUAUUUUAAGUAUCAUGAAAAGUAAGAUUUAGCCAAUAUUCACACGGCAGCUGACAAAUUUUUGACCGGCUUAAAAAUUUGACCUGUCCAUUUUUUCCCAUUGCAUUGUAUUUGAACUGUUCAAUAUUUUUGCUCUAUCCAAACAAAUUUUGAAUGGCUAGACAACUAAAUUUUUGUAUGGUUAAGGUGGUCAUGUACACCUUAAUGUGCGAAAAUUCAACUGGUUGAAAAUUCGUCCAGUGCAGUGUGAACACACAUGGCCUUAAUGUGUUUUACCCUGUUUUUGUUCCCUCAUGAACCCAGCCAAACUUGUGAAUUUAUGUUAGUAAAGUCAUCAUUAGGGACUUAAAAUACACUCUCUCUGAAGGUGACCAUGAUUACCCAGAUAAAGUUGCUUGUAGCCUAGCUAUAUCUCUGAAUAAGUAGUUAGAUACAGUCAACCCAUAUUUAUGGUUAUGACUAUGGGUAAUUUACCCAUAUCUGUAUGUGGGAACAAUCAGCCAGUGUUCAAUUUGGGUGGCAUUUUGGCAUCAUUAUUGCGGAAUAUUCUAUUUUGAUGCAGAAUGAAAUUAUAGGGGAGUCAGACUGACAGGAAAAAAAUUUACCUCAUAUAUUUGUUCUUCCAAAGGAGCAGGCAACAAUAAAAGAGGCCCUGCCAGGGUAAAUUCAGACAAGUGACAUGGCCCAAAAAGUAGCGAUAGCGCGUAAAAUGAAAUCGCGACAAGAGACAACCUCCCUCGGUCAAAUUGCGACAGUGACGGCAAAGCCGACAAUAAGUGACAAGCAUUUAUAAACACCGACACGAGACAUGUUAAAAUUCAGACGGGCGACAUGGGAGCAAAGUACAUUUUUCAAAAAAAUUGGUGUGCUUACUAGCCUGAAAUGAGCAUGCGAAAUAACUGUCAUUUCAGGCUAUGUGUUUACGAAUAGUUUUUGUGUGAAGCAGUCCAUGCAACUCCGAGAGACUGAAACAUACAUUUUGAUGGUCUGCAUACGUUGCUUUGCCUAUCGAUUUACGCUUUUUUUGUUCACUUUGUACUUUUGUUUUUGUUUCAUCAUAAAAUGACAACGAACACUAAAUUCAUUUUUUAUGGAAAAGAGAAUGGCAAUUGAACCUGAAAAGCAUUAAGGUUGGCUUGAUAAGGAUGACGGUGAAGCUGGGAAAGUCAGUUUAAUAAGUCAACCUCCAGAACUUGAUAGUUUGGAUGGUAUCAGUUGUUCAAAGUUUCAAUACCAUAGUUUGAGACCAUUUUUGAAGUAAUAUAUCAAACAUGAGACGCAGUGUUUCAUCACCAGAUGAAACACCAAGAAGAGAGUUGAAAAUACGAUGCGCAGCGGAGUAUUUUUGACGAACUUCGAGGUGUUUCAUCUGGUGAUGAAACACUGUGUCGAAUGUUUGAUAUUUCUUCUCAAACAAAAUCAUUUUUGAAGGAGAAAUUAAGGAUGCAAAUACUGAGCAGUUUUUCAUCCGAUUUCCAAACACUCAUUAAACAUUAAUUUUCUUUGUAUUUUCUUUAUGAAUUAUUAAUGAGUUUGAGAAAUGAAGUUGUAGAUUGAACACUGUUAGCAAUAAUGUUGAAAAAGGCUGAGUAUGAUCUGAAGAAUUAUGCGGAUCAAGGGGUGUUAUCUCUUGAGACUGAAAGCUGAAGCUGAAGCUGAAGACACCCUCCAAUAUCGGCAUAAUUGUUCAAAUCAUAUGAAAGCUGAAUCCAAAUUAGCCUGUACUAUAGAUGUCUUUUUACCUAAUAUCACAAACGUCUUUCAAAUUUGGUCAACGCUAGCAGGUUAUAGAGAAUUAGCCAGGGGUUUUGAGCCAAUCAUAAACAGAGAGAUAUUUGGAAUGUCUGUCUUGUAUUGUAUGAUUAUAUUAUCAUAGGACUUAAAAAUAAAUUUUAAAAAAUAAGAAUGAAGUGAUGAAAUUGUUAGCAGAUUCUCCAAUAUCCUUUCAAGAGGUAUACUGUGGUAGCAUAGGGGUUUCUUAUUUUUAAGAAUUCAUGAAUUUUGGGCAACCGGAACUUUUAAUUUUUGAAAUAGUUAAUUUAGAAAGACUCUAUUAGCUAAGACACAAAUUUAUUCCUGUGAAUGUCAUGUGAGGCAGAUGUGGCACAAAUUAAGUAACUCACGCUGGGAAACAAACCUGGAAAUGAAUUGGCUCAUUUCGCCACCUUGUAAUGAUACAGCGACAAAUUACAAAGUUUCGAAAGAAAAUGGCAAGAACGCCUAAAAAACCAUGAGGCUUAAAAUACAAUGUGGGCUUUCUCUACUAAAUUACAAAAUACACUUCAUACAAAAUUUUAAUAUUUCAUACUAUGUGAGAGGUCAAGAUGGCUGGAUGUUGGCCAAGUUCUUUUUGCGUAUUUGCGUAUGACUCAAGGUGAAGUCUGGGUUGAUAAAAAUGCAAAAAAAUGUGGCCAAUUUCGAGCUAUUUUUGCUAAAGAAGCUUGGUAAAUAUAGACCUUUUUCUUGUGGGACUGAUGUGUGGAAUCCUGAGCCUAGUUAACCUAUCAGAAUGCAGGAUUUGCUAGCUUUGUCUUACCUACUCAUGGAUUCAGCCAUAUUAUAAAGUAAACUCUUUGCCUUGGGGGCAGUCCUCGCUAUUACAAAAAACAACGCGAUAAUAGGGACAGCAGCUUAAUCCUUGAAAAAAUAAAUUACAGACUUUCGACUGAAAUAUACCCCUGCAAGUUUGGGCUCUCCCUGGUCUUCAGGGUGUCCGCAAUAAUGAUAGUUGACUUUAUGUGUACCACCCUGUUAUAGUACAUAGUACAUUUAUCAUGUUCAUGCCAAGAGUUGAAGCUGUCCUUUCAGGUCCUUCAUUGACUUCUGACUGAUGACUAUGAGCAGGCUUAAUUUUUAACGUUACUUUUAUAGAGCCAUUACACUAAGGGACUGGCCAUUAGAAAACUUAUGAGGGGGCGGGGUGGGGGCAAAGUAUAUAAAAGUAUUCGGACAAGGGAAAAUUAAAUGGCAAAAGAAAUUGGUGCAUGCCAAGUAACCCUAAAAAAUAUUAAUGCACUGGGCCAAAAAAAUCAUACAAAAAAAAUGCAUUUUGAGAAUUCUGCCCCCCCUCCCCCUCCGUCCCCAAUAAUUUUUCUUAAGGUUGGUCCCUUAACUGUAUAGAAAUUUAUGAUAAAUGUUAGAUAUUAAGCUAAGUGGGGAAUUAUAUGUGGUUGAACUAUAGUGUCAGCUGACUCCCCAUCCCACCUCCCAAGAGGAUGGGAUUGUAGCUAACUCUGGUGUGAUGUAGCCAAUGAGAAAUAUAUAUGUUUUUGUAAAAGUCUCCAGGUAUUACAGUCGAACCUCGUAAAGGACCACUCAAAAUGCAACAUAGUAGCGGUCGCUUAAGAGGUAUCAAAACGUCAGCAAUUUCUGGGUUGCCUCAAGCUUCUGUUUCAAGGGGAGGCUAAGUGCAAAGCCAUUGAUGUGAAAGUGAUUUUUUAUUCUCGUGCAAAUAAAACUCAUUUUCACAAGAAAGGUUUGCACUUAGCGAGAGUUUUUGUAACUCAGAGGUGGCCUAUAAAUCUUGAAUUUACAUCAUAUCUAACACAGAUAAUUUUUAAUUGUAGAAAUGAGAAGUAAAAUGUCAAGCCAUUUAUGUGAGGAUGAUGGUGGAUAUUGCUGAUAAAUAACCAAUAGACUAAUGGACUUAAUAAGUUCCAACACUGGCAAUGGAGAUGUUGAAAAUCCGAUUUAUACUGACUUUGAUCAAAAGAGGCAGACAUCUGAUCAUGGUGAGUCCAUCCACAUACAAAUUCUCCCAGGAGUGUCAAAAGUACAUGUAGCCAGCUGCUGGCGAAAAUCGCUGGCUACUUGGUUAAUAUGCUAGGCAUCUUUACAGAUGGUGUUUUUUCAAUGAAACAUCCCUGGACUGGCCACUUACUUUGAUAACUCAGCCGUCUAUACUCAAAACUUUCUGACAGCCCAGUUCUCACGACUGAUCUCCAUGCAUUUCCUUGGACUGAAAGGGUUAACAUUCAACUAAUAUUCAGUGCCCAGUCAUUUGAGAUAAAGAGUUCCAGAUUGACAGAAAUAGGUCAACCCAUUUGCCCCCAAAGUGCACCUAAUCGCCCUGUAACUACUUGUAACACCCUACAACCUCCCAUAACUCCCUGUAACCGCUUGUCACCCACUGUUACCACUUGUAACCCACUAACCUCCUGUACAAUGUAUCUGCCUGUAAUCCCCCUUAACCUCCUGUAUCCCUUUGUUUCCCCCAGUAACCCCCUGUAACCCUGUUAACCCCUUGUAACCCCCUGUAACCUCCUGUAACCCUUUUUUGUAUGAUUUGAAUUUUAUAUAUGGGUGUUAAAUUGUUUGUCUUUUAAUUUUGCAAGGAUUUUCAUUUGCGGGCCUUAAAUUGUGUAAUUUUUUUUUUUAACAGUUGUGAAAAACUCGAAAUUAAGAACAAAUAGGGUAACUUUUUUGUUAACAGAAAACAGAUGUACCAUUUUUUCAAACCACCCAGGAGAAUCUUGUGUACUGAGAAACAUGAAACUAUAAAAUUUGAUGUGGUGGGACAACAACCCGCUACAAUGUAUAUCCAAAUCAGCUAAAAAAAACUAAAAAAAGAGUAGAAAAUUUUAUCCCCUUAAAUUACAGGCCAUGUUUUCUUAAGCUUCCCAAAUGGAAUUUGCACAAACCAUUUAAUUUUCUGACCAGGGUUUCCAGAUUUCCCGUGUAGUUUUUACCCCAUCUUUAAUGGAAUUGCUUUGCAUUUUGUAGGAAGUGUUUUUGAUUCAGAAGAUGAUCUGUCUCUUGGUGCUGAUGCUCAAGGGUUUUCUACAUCAAGUCCACCCCACUUUUCACCAGCAAGCUCCAGUAUUUCUACAGGGUAAGUAACUGAACGACUACAUGUGUGACCACCUCCUAUAAGCAACCACUUAACUGAAACACCAAAAUUAUUUGUCAAUGCCUUAUACAGUCGGUUAAACCCCGCUUUACUAGGCUCGAUUUCCACCGGAGUGCGGGCUCAUUUUCCCGAACAGUGGCUGGUAAUCGAGCCUACCGCUUUUUGGACACCCACUUAAUACAGACACCUCAUUAUCAAGGACAGUUUGCUUUGUCCCUAGGAAAAUAAAGCCCUUACACUUUCUCAAAAUUCGACCCACUUAACCCUUUCACUGCCGGAGUGCUUGAUGGAGUUUUGUUAAGGUGACUCUAACUUUUGAGUCUAUAAACAAAAUCGCAUGAUGUGACCAUUCAAAUGAAAGCUCUCUGCCUUUACUUACACAUGCUACUAUUUAUUUUUCAAAAUUUUGCUUUUGGCUUAAUUUAGCAGUUAAAGGGUUAAUACGGACACCCUGUUAAUACGGUUACUUUCUGUGUUAAUGUCCUCCUCAGUGUCUGUAUUAACAAGGUUUAACUGUAGCUGGUACCUCUCAAAAGCGACCUCUACCACUUUUUAGGGUGACAGUUUAAGAGUUUUCCACUGUCCAUAACUUCUUCAAAGGGACCACUUGAUAUAAUGGUCUGAUCUCUGUGUUCACUGUAUGGACUACACUACUCAAAAUUUGAAAAGAACUGAUGGUUUCCCAUGAUGUCUGAGCACAGAACCAAAAAAUUGUUUUCCAUGGGAAUUGAAAUCCUAGGGCUUCUAUUUUCUCUGGGAUAGUUUGGACAGGACCUCGGCUUCGAAGUUAGUACUCAACUCAUGAAUCUAUUCUUUAUUUUUGAAGGUUUCACUAUGAAUCAUCUGUUGAAAGUUCAGGAGAUCGAGACCCCGGAAGUGAAAGAGUUAUUAAAAAGCUGGUUCAUGUGGGAAGGCAUAUCAGUUCUGAUAGUCUAUUGUCCAACGUAUCUGACUUCAGCAGGUAAGCUGAAUUAAUCGAUAUUCUUAACAUCUGUACAAAUCAAACUUCCUGAAUCAUGAUGUAACUUGAGUAUGUCAUUACGUGCUGGUGUGGUUUCACUCGGAAUUGAUUAUAUCCCACUUAAGUAUUUACCAAAUCAGUGGAUAGCAGUUUUCGCGCGUUCUGAUUGGCUCCCGUAACUCGGAAUAUCCUUGGAUAUUUACUGUUUUGGAACAGGAUUCAAAAUGGCUUAUCGUUUCGCGACAGUUUCGAAAGAGGAGAUUUUAGCGAUAAAUAAAGCAGCUGCACCAACAAAUACGGCCAAGAAAGAGACAAAAUCUGGCUUGUCGGUGUUUACUGGUUGGUAGAAAAUAAUUUUCUUACUGAAUUUGCUGCAAAAUCAUAAAAAAUGAUCCCUGAAACACUGUCAAUUGAAACGUAAACAAACUCUAACUAAAUGACGUCUUUUAUUUACAAAAAGUUACGUUUUUCAUUUUUAUCCAACUGAUUUGGUAAAUACUAAAACAACUAUCCCCCUCAGGGUCGGUGAACAGCGCGCAUAUACCACCACUAUUCACCUCCCCUUCAGGGGAUAGUUGUAUACUGUUUCGAUCUGUAAAUAAAAUCUUAGUAAAUCAGUUGAGACCCGAAUUUCUCCUUUUCAAGAACUUCCAAUGAUGUCAGUUCUCUGCUGAAUGCAAUGACGGUGGAUCCAGAGGAAUUUCUCUCAGACCUUGGAUUUGGUGAACCAGACAUGCGCUCUCGUAUUCCGGAUCGAUUUCUAGACUCGCCUUCCAAAGCACGUGGCAUUGAUGUUGAUACGUUUCGACAAAGCCUGGAUCAAGAUGACGUAUACGGAUCACCGGUAUGACAAGUUAAUUACGCUUUGGCCUUGUUGACUUAAAAAAAACGAAUCACGCUGCGCAGUAGCCUCCCACGCAGGCGUUUUUAGGGGAGCUCGUAUUUCGUCCCUUCCCACAAACGCCUGCUCAACCGAGAACGACAUUCCCUUCCCACUGUUUAAUUCGCUUGUUAAGAGACCAAUCAACAGUUGUUGUUGUUAAAAUGUCGCCACUCAAGUAAACGUGUCGCUGUUAGCAUGGUCUUUUGUUGUUGUUGUUGUUGUUUUUUUUUUUUGAGAUUCCUCCUUUUCAAAAACACUGAAAAUUUAUCACUUGCGCGGCUCUGAACUGUGAUCCAUCAUGUUUGAAAAAGUUAUUCGCGAGGAGGCAAAUAUGAAAACUGGUCAGAAUUAAACAGUUAUGCCUACUAGGAAGGAUUAUCUGUGUCCUUUUUCAACAUAGGAGUAACACUUUAAAAAUUUAGAAAAAGUCUAUCCGGACCGCCCCAUAAUCAGCGAACGAAUUUUUAUGGUUUACCAAAACUGGACUGGCCGACUUAAACGUUUUUAAAUCUAAAGUUUGUGAGACUGAAGGAGCUGUAGUUCUUAAGCGUUCAUAGACGUCACAAUAUUUUUCAAAAAAACUUUCAUAGUGUCCGAAUGUUCCCGCAGCAGUGAUUCAGGCUGAAGUAAUAAUUUAUUACCUAUCGCACAAAAAGAAAUAAACUUAAGCCGGUCAAAUGAGGUCUAAUGGCCUGGUCGUGUUCCAACGAGUUGCCAAAUAAGCAAACAAAGCGAUCAGGCAAGGAAUGAUAAAAUUUUAUUUUUAUAAUAAAUAGGUGACAUGCAUUAUACGAUUUGAAAACAAGAUUUGUUUCUUUUGAACUAAUGAAGCUACAUUUUUAUUAUUAUUUUACAUAGAAUAAUUCAUUUAUGCCCGGAACUAUUGACAAGAAAAGGCAAACAAGAGAAUUUGUGGCUGAAAUGUUGCAAGCAAUGAGUGACGUUUACUGUUAUUUAAAAGAGCGCUUGUUUGUGUUGUAUUAGUGUAACAACAUGUUUGAAAGGCAGAAACAUUGCUACGCAACGAAAACAUGUCAGAAUUGAGUGUUAAAAAGAAGUAGUCGGUCUUUAAUUUGACAGUCAUCCCAGCAAUCGAAAGUUGUAUACUCAAAACGGACCGCACAUAGUAGGAGAAGAUUUUGCGAAACAUCUGACCGUUCCUAUAAGUAACGACUUCUUGUGACAAUUUAAUAAGUAUCUAUUUCGCAUCGGUUUUAAGUCAAGUUUUUGUUUCAAUGUAAACAAACAGGUACAGGGAAGAAUUUAUGUCACAUGAAUUAUGCUGUAAUCUUGAAUCUGGUUUUGUGGGUUGCAGCUUUGUAAAGUUUUUGAAUGCAAAAAUCUCUGAUCAAUGGUCAGUUAGGCUAGACACUGGCGAGACACAUCGAAAUGUUGUUUACCAAUUGCCUCCAAAUGUGGCUAAGGUUAGGUAGAGAGUUUUAUCCCUGUUGAAACUGCUUUAUGUUGACAUGCUAUGUCAUUUGUCUGUGGAGGGUUGUACCGUUUGAGCACUCAUAUGAAAGCUACUGAGUAAUACUUUUUUGUGGUGCUUUUAUGCUGCACAAGAUGGUUCGAACUUUUGAGUCUGUAGAUGAAACCCUAUGGUUUGACCAUUCAAAUAUGUUUAUUAUGCUGUACAAGGUGGUUCUAACUUUUGAGUCUGCGGGUGAAAUCCUAAAGUGUGACCAUUCAAAUAAAAGGUACUGAGCAGUACUUCCCUUUGGUAUUGUUUAUUACGUUUUACAAGGUGAUUUUAAACUUUUGAGCCCAUAAUGGAAGGUUAUAAGCGGUGCCCCAAUGUGACGUACAUGUAGCUUUAAAAUUCAACUCUUAGAAUUCCUUCUUCGCGAUCAGGUCUUCUUCAUGACGUGGUUCAUGUUUGACUUCCGUUGAUCGUUUCCGAAAAGGAUGCGCACUAGCCUAUAUACUGCGUAUAAUAUAUUCACUGGAAAGGUAUUUCACUGUGGGGUCAUAUAUGAAGUAGUGAUAAGUGUUAUCAUUUCUCUCCAGUCUCUAGACUCCCCAGCAUGGUCGGAUCCAGGCUCCAGUAGGAUCCCACUCAGGUUUAUCACAAGUCCGGAACCAGUGAACCCAGUGCUCAGCGAGAGCUGUCAUUCUGUACCCCUAAUCUCCGAACCUGAGGAGGCCCCUGAAGACUCGUUUGACUUAAUGAGGCACCUUAGACUCAACAAGCCUACUCACUCGAGCAAAGGAAUGUUUUUAGAACCAGUCACGGAAGAACUUGAAGUUUCAUCGGUCGGAAGCGGUACUGUAAGAACUAAGAUUUCGAGGAAGCUUUCCAACGAAGGAACGAUCGUCAGGGAAGAAUCUUGGGAACAACCAAUCGCGGAAUCUGAAGUGCUGCUCAGUGUCCCUGUUGUGGAAAAAGUGGAAAAAGGCGCGGACUCGGUGGACAUGGAUGAGAAAGAGGUUGUCGUUCAGUUCGGAAAUGAUUCACAGAUAGUUAUAAAUGUAGAGUCGGACGAGGGCGUAUGUGUUUCUAUUGGUGAAGACUUUUCGACGGGUGACUCGACGAAAUUGUCUUCCGGUGCGGUUAAUGACAAUGAUUCUGCGCGUGAAGACACAGGUAUCACAGAUCAUAACGAGAACUUCAUUUCUGAAGACCUCUUAACUAAAAUGGAUGAAGACGUUAAGGAGUUUCCUCCUGAAUUACGGAGUCCUGCACAUUUAAGUGUAGCUAGUGUUGUUGUUCAAGAUUCUUUUGAACUCGAGGAGAUCACUAAUGAUGACUUCAACGAGAAGGGAUGUUCCAGAGACCCAGAACCUGGAUUAAAUGUCAAAUCAUUGAGAAAUUGUCUUACUCGUGAAAACAGUGGUGAAAGUAGUGGAUUUGAGGAAAUGCCGCCAGAUAAAGAGUCACUCACUCCAAACUCUUCAUCACCAACAUUAAUGCCAAAACGAUUAUCUGGUGAUGCGCAUGUCACUGUUAGUGACGCACGCAGACCUUUGACAGCGUUGUUAGAUCCAGAAAUUCUUAACUUGACUUCUGAAAAGACCCAGGAAGGUAAACAAAAUUUAGACGAAAAUUCUCCGCGAGCUUCGUUCGCGCAAAGGAGAACAAGAUCCCUGACUAAACAGCGUCCUAUUGACGGGGAAGCUUUAGCGGAGUGGUGUUAUAGUCCCCAGUCAUUUGCGCCUGUAGCCCCUGCCGAUGACGAGGCCCGUCUUCGCAUGAAAGCAAGCCAUGAUACCUUCACUGUGGAGUCCGAGCCCAGGUUUCUUGAGUGUUUUACUAAAGAACCAGCCGUUGUUUUUUCGGCCUCUAGCUCAGAUACUUGGGUUGGUAAAACAGACGUUAAUUACCACAGUACACCAACGCUCGGGGAAGAAAAAGCCUUACUGAAUGCACCAGGUAAUAGUUUAAACAAUACAGAUUUGACCUCUGUUGAACAUGUCAGAAGCGAGUUACAAGACAACAUCGACAUCGCGAACACCGAGUCCGAAUUGAGGUCAAACUCUAAGGCUAAUGAAGCUGUUAGAGAUGAGGAGAGCAUAUCCCUUUUAACUGCAACGACAAAUGUUACUUUAGAGCAUAAUUUUGCUGCAGAUGAGAAAAAAAUAUAUAAAAACAUGGACAAUUAUUCUCCCGCACGUGACAGUGUAAAUGACACUAGGCAAGAUACCCGAUUAUCACGUGAUCUUGUCGCUGGGAAAAUGGAGCCUUUGACCUUGACAGGAGCGUUUGGAGCAUGCGUGGAGGUAAAUCAUAAAGAGGACUCAGAAAAGGCUUUGCGGAAAGUUGAUUCUGAAUAUCAACAGGUCAGUUUGUGAUUGUGUAGUUUGUAUUGUCAGACAUUAUGGACAUAGCAUGUCCAAAUGUCGUUGUCCAAUAUAGGUACUGCAUGACUUUUCUGAGUACGAGUGCUCGUCUUGGAAUAUUUUCCAUCUCUCUUUUGUUUUGUGAGUGAUAGAUAGCUCUAUGAAUUGAGCUACAAAUGAAGUCAUGCAGUAUAUCAACACGAGAAAUAGUGUUCUUGCAGACACCGAAAGGUGCAGCCAAUUUUUUAGAUCUACUUCGAGGUGUCUGGACAUCGGAUGAGACACUGUUUUGAAUGUUUGAUAAAGCAUUUCAAGUGAUAAAUGAUUCCUAAGACUUGUUUUCACGUCAUGAGUAAUUAAUGUCGUCUGAGAACGAAAAACUGUUUAUAAGUGAGAAAAGAGAAAAUAUACUAGAGCCCACGAAAUGAUUAUUUAAAAAAAUUCUUCAAACAGUUGUAAUAACGUGAAAGUGGACAUGAUCUUCGCAGUAGAUUGAACAACCUAAGCGGUAUUAAAAGAACCUGAACAAAAAUUCAGGCUUGACCGGGAUAUCAGUCGUGCACUUCUAGGGUGGUAAUAGGCCAUUUCUGAGUUCCCCCGGGCUCCGUAUCAAUACGAUGUUAAGUGCUCAACCUUUGAUAUGGAAAUGUUUUCAUUCUCAUGCAAAUAAAACUCAUUUUCACAGGAAAGGGUGUGCGCUUGGCCUUAUUUUGAAAGUGAGGAUUUUUGGUACUUAAAAGUCGCCUAUUACAUGAAGCAAAUAGACUCCAUUCAGUGCUGCCCUUUAUUUGAGAUGGCAUAAAGCGUCACAAUGUGCUGUUAUAAUUGGCAUCUCUUGAAUAUGGAUAAAUGUUGUAGCCUUUGGCUUGCUUUUUUUCGUUGAAAGCCCUCUCGACCAAGGGAUGCCAAUCGUGGCGACUCUUUCACCAAAACAACAAAAAAACCGAACACCAAUAAUGCUUCGAGUAGUUGACCAUGAAAAGUUGAUGCAUGCUAUAACAAAUCCGAAUAGGUGCAAGUAAAAAUAAUUAUUUAGUGAAUGUAUGCCACGCUUGGUAAUAAUAUGGCUUAAUCUUUGUUUGUUAUAGAUACAUGUACUUUUUAAUAAACGUACUGCAAUUGCCACUUGUUGUUGUGUUUCUUUGUUCUUUGUUUGUAUGUUUGUUUUAGCGUUGUAAUGGGUUGUUUGUCAGUCUGUGGUUUGUAAAAUUUAGUAAAACAGUCCAGUCUUCGUCUUGUGUCGAAAUGCAUUAUGGGACUCUUUUGGGGAACGAGUUUUGUCCCAGUUUCCUACGCAACCUUGUAACAACCAAUAAAAGAAGCGAUAGCAUCCUCAAAACAGACCCAUAAUACAGUUCGGCGAAACACGGACCCAGUCUCACUCGGAAACUCAAAGUAGCCAAUAAGGCGGACGCUUUUCUAACAGGUUUCGUACAGAGUCUUGAAUUCUUGAAAAAGUCUUGAAAUUUGUCCAGCAAUUUUCCAGACCUGGAAAAAGUCUGGAAAAUAGAGACAAAAAGUUUUAAGUUUUUUUUUUUGAAAGCUACAAUUGCUGUAUAAGGGAUUUUUUUUCGGUUUCAUCAAAUCUUAUACAAUCUUGCCCAAACGCUUGAAACGCAUUAUGAAAAAAGCUUCCUCCGUUUUUUGAAGGUCUCUAUUGAUCACCUAAUUGAUAACCUUGAGUCUGGAAAAAGAAAUUAUUGUUUUGGAAAAAGUCUGAAAAAAGUUCUGAAAUUUGUAAAAAAAAUCUGUACGAACCCUGUUCUAAAAAGUGAAGCACGGUCCAACAUGGUCAAUUUGAAAUGCUCAACAAACGGCGCACGAUGUUGUUUUGAACAAGUUUUCCCGCUCUAGGCAUUGGUUCUGCGCUUAUAGCUUACAGCUAAUGAAGCGGUCUGUAGUGGGCUAUGAUCAUGUGUAUCUGGCUCCAAAAUUCUAACAAUCAUCAGGUUGGUUAAAGGUCGUGACGACUUUGUUUACUCAGGAUAUUUUUACUUUAGGUUUAUACACAUGUUGGGUAACAUUAGGGCCUAUUCCUAAGGGAUGAGCCAGCUGCCAGCUCAGUUAACUGAGCCGGCUCAUAUAAACAGGCCCCUAGUUUAUACGUCGCUGUAACGUAGCUAAGCUUAUUCGAAUAUUAACAAUCCUAUAACAUUACUAAUAGAUGGAAUCAUGAUCAAUUAUACUCCUGUGAUAAAGUUAAGACGGUUCUCUUGCAUUCAUUAUUUUCACGUCAUUUCUAAUUUUCGAUUUUCAGCACUACCUGCACGAAAUUAACGUUCUCGAGCAAAGCAUUCAAAAGUACGAAACCGCCUUAAGUUCUGGUGGGCCAUUGGAUGAACUCGGGGCUUCUUACUCCACUAAACACAUGCUUGCCCGGUACGUCUGUUCAGCUUUUGCUCUUCUCUGUUGUACAUGUCUGAUACAGUCAUUCGUUGUAAUAUUUUCUCUUUUUCCGAUAUAGCAGUAAUGAUAGCAACUAUAGCACAGGGCUCGGGGGGGCUCCGCAUAUGAAAGGGGUGGGGAUGCUCGUCGGAAAUUUUGAAUUAAACCCUUAAAGGAGACCGAUCUGGGCGUGGCCCAAGCUUUUUUUGACCCCUAAAAGAGACCAUGUUGAAACACAGGCAAUCUAUAUAUAUUUAUAUUUUUUCGCUUGCAACCCUAAACGAGACCCGUCGCGGCUAAAUAUGAUGGCCUGUUGCCCAGAACACCCUAAGUGAGACCAAAAUCCGAAAUUUACACCCCUAAGCGAAACGACGAGCAUCCCCACCCCUUUCAUAUGCGGAGUACCCCCCCGGGGGGCACAGGGGCGAUCCAGGAUUUUUCUUAGGAGGGGUUCCACUACUAAGGGAUGGCGUAACUGACUGGUGACGUAAACAAAUUUUAAAAGCGAAUACGAAGAAGGCUUUUGACUAGGCAAUAACAUAAUCUGAACUGCUGAGAAUACAUAUCAUACAUAUCUGCAUAUUUUCCAGAAAAUCAGUUGUAUUAGGUCAUCUCAGGGGGGGAGGGUGUGCACCCCUGCACCCUCCUCCAAGAUCCGCCCCUGUAACAUCACCCUGCGAGCACUAUGGUGUUAUUGGACGAGUUCUAUUUAUUCAUUUUAAUACAACUCAUAACAAACCGAUCGAAAACUGCGUGUGUUACUAAACCACUCAGCUCUCCUCCUUUGUCCCGGUCUAGUAUUUGCAAACCAGAAGUAAAAUUAUUACUCUAGCCAGUCACAACACGAGCUGACAUUCACAACCAAAUGAACCAAUCACACCUCGAAGCUGUGACGUGGGUGCCAAGCGCGGGAAAACCCCUGUGAGCAAGGUGUUGAGUUAAGUUUUGAUUGGUUGAGAUCACAAAGCCAAUUACCAAGCGAGGAGCUAAAGUAAUCCCCAAAACACUUUCGAGCCUCAGCUGAUAAUAGGUUUAACAUGUACUGCGACGCAUUUAUAACAAAUUCACGAAACGUUCUGGCUGGUUCUCCGUUUUGUAGCAUAACAGAGGAGAUGAAUGCAAUUCAAGAGCUUAGGUUAAUGAUCAGUUCAGAACUUGACCGGAUGAAACAUCUACUCAUUGAACGCAGGGAUAUGCUUCUAGCAGGAGUUUCAAGUGAUUCACUUGGGUCUGAGGUUUCUCAAAAGGUAUAGUCAGCAUUACUUUAGAACGCCUAAACUCUUUCACUCCUUGAGGUGGUCAUAGUAAAAUAUUCCCCCAAAAAGUCGAAUUUGGUUUUGUGCAAUAGCAAAAAAUAAACUGCAAAAGCUCUGUUAAAGAGGUUUCGAUUGAAUGGUCACACCAUAGGGUUUCGUCCACAGACUCCAAAGUUUGAAUCACCUUGUACAUAGUAAUAAACAGUACGACAGGAAAGUACUGCUCAGUAGCUUUCAUUUGAAUGGUCACACCAUAGGAUUUCGUCCACAGUCCUAAAAGUUAGAACCACCUUGUACAGCAUAAUAAACAGUACCACAGGAAAGUACUGCUCAGUAGCUUUCAUUUGAAUAGUCACUCACACUUUAGAACUUGAUCCUCGUUCUCCAAGGUUAGAACCACCUUGUAAAACAUAAUAAACAGUACCACAGGAAAGUACUGCAGUUGCAGUAAUCUUCGAUUGAUUUUUGAAAAAAUUUUAUGACAAAGCUUGACUUUUAAAUGAUUUUAUUUUGUAAGAUGGCAGAUCUUCUGAUAGAGCAGUCGUCCUUGAAUACUGGACUUUCGAAGAUUGGCGAUGAACUAUCGAUUCGCAGAAAGGCAUCACGAAGGGCAAGAAUACACUUUCACAUCGAAAAUGCCAAAAAAGAAUUGAAAGAAGAAAGAGAAAGAUGUCUCCAAGAGUUCCGUGAAGAGGUGAGAUUUCUGUACUUAAUCGCGAGAUCCCCUUCUCCAAGCACAACAUUUGUUUUUGCGAUCAGAAAGAGCGUUCGCUCUUAUUCUGAAGUGUUCACCAUGGUUGUUGCUGGGCGCCCCCAGGCUUUGGGUCUCCUGUGGUUCCUUGGGUGUCCUGUGUGUAUUUAAGCGUAACAAUCUGGAUUUAUGUUUGUCAGGAUCAUUUUUGGCAAGUAUGUCCAGCGGUGUCAUCAUAGCUUUAUUUCAAAUUAUAACCCUUAUUGCGCCAUUCUAAUUGCUCUAAGGUUCGCACAUUGUGGCGCGCGUAAACAGUUUCAAAUUAUUUCCGUUUGACUGUAAACUUGCCAGUUGCAAUAAAGACCCAAAUUACGAGUGUCAUACACUACCUUAUCCUGUUGUCACAAAGGCAAACUCAACCAGUGUCUUUUUGGCUGUCUAACAGCGACUAUAUCAUCGGCUGUACGCGACGUACUAUGAGCGAUUCCUUUGAUGGGUGGGUGGUUGUGUAGGGUUAAAUUAGUGACAUCCUUUUAAUUUUUAGUGACAAAAAGUUUCUCUGCAUUUUGUUAGAUCAAGGAAGCCCUUGUUCGCGAACUCAGCGAGAGAUUCUCAAGUGAAAUCGAAUUUCUUCGUAGCGAAGUUCGGGUAAGUGAUUCACGUUACACCUCGUACUUAACUCGGUAGAGACACUCACGGGCCCAUCACUAUAAAACCUUUAAACCUGACUAUCAAAAUUGAAAUUCUCAGUUGUUGUGCAUAUACCUUUCCUAUAAAAGUAGUAGGGAGAAGUUUUUGAAGUAUCAACCAGAUUGAUGUUGUGUGAUCAUCUCCUUAAUUCUCAUCACCAAUCUGUUUUAUAAAGCGUUGGUAUCACAUGGAGAAUAUUCAUGCUAAUCACUCUUAGGAGUUACAGCAAGGAGCCUAAAAGAGUGACCGCUUUUGAUCUAUUCACAUUCUUUCGUGCAGAUUUCAUCCAAUCAGAAGCCAGCUGGAAACUGUCCUCGACUUCUGAUUGGUUAAUGUCUGCAUGAAAGAAUGUGAGUUAAUUAAAGGUUACACUUUUGGGCUCCUUGCUGUAAACGGUUAAGCCUGAAAAAUCAGGUUGAUUGUUGUUAAACCUCAACCAACGUUUGAAAAUUGACACCUUUUGGGGAUUCCGCUGGUGAAGGGCCAGGGGCCCGUUUCUCGAAAGGCCCGGAAACUUUUCGGGCCCGAAGGUAAAUUUUAAAAUCAAAACUUGUAGAAAAAUGGCAUAGUUCUUAACUCGCAAUGAAAACCAGUCAAUUUUGGCUCGUUAACUGAUAGACUCAUUGCAUAAUUUUCAAAAUUCUUAAAGCUUUGAUCGUGAAUGUAAACACGGCAAUUACAACACGGCUUUCGGGGCCCAACGAAUUACAGAGCUUUCGAAAGACAGUCCGCUCAGGCCUGCAACUCCAUUAAAAUUAACACGGGACUCUUUUUUCAUACUUUACUUUCAAGUUAGCAUUUUCUUUUCUGAAGUAUUUAUCACACAUGGACGCUGACCAAGAAGCGUCUGUUUUCCUUACUUAAUAUUAUUAAGCUUGUAUCCUGUGUUGUUUUAUUGAAGUCUAAAGAUGCGUUAAUUGAACAGCUGAAGAAGAACCAACACCGAGAACCAAGGGAAAAGGAACUCUGCUGUCUGGAACUGCGUGAAGGGGGCCAUUCAGGCAUCGUAGAAGAUAUGGAGUCGGACGAGAUGGACGCUAUGCCAGGCAGGAUAGAAGAGUUAGACGUAAACGACAGAAAUAGUGAGGCAAGUAACAUUAAAGAUUUAGUAACAGAUGAGGGCGAUAGCCGGGUAGGUGACAGAAAAACUUUAGAGAAACAGAAAAGCUAGAGAUCAGAGGGAGGGAGAUGGUUUGAUUGCUUUUUGGGGGAUGGGUAUUUCAUAAAUCGAGUUGUUAAGCGAGGCCCUUCCCCCUGGCGG
Porites lobata is the source of this 18067-nucleotide messenger RNA. The record is from the annotation of a GenBank genome assembly. NCBI's taxonomy places the organism in Eukaryota, Metazoa, Cnidaria, Anthozoa, Scleractinia, Poritidae.